This is a messenger RNA of Alligator sinensis (Chinese alligator), 4271 nucleotides long. It is a transcript of the gene ADAMTS14, whose product is annotated as ADAM metallopeptidase with thrombospondin type 1 motif 14. The transcript has 22 exons. Gene Ontology annotation, cellular component: extracellular matrix. Gene Ontology annotation, biological process: extracellular matrix organization; proteolysis. The record is from RefSeq and is a predicted model, not a curated record. Lineage: Eukaryota; Metazoa; Chordata; Crocodylia; Alligatoridae. The coding region runs from base 1 to 3762 and encodes 1253 amino acids. Gene Ontology annotation, molecular function: metalloendopeptidase activity.
AUGAGUUUAUUCUGCUCAGUUGGACAUGCCUAUUUAGAAGUACAGGAGCUCCUCCUGUCUGGAAAGCUAAGUGAAUAUGGUGUGAUUGUGCCCUUCAGUGCAGAUUGCAAAGGACGGUUCCUCUCACAUGUGGUGUCUGGCUCAGUGGCAUCAGGGAGUGGUGAAGACUGCCAUCCCUCCACCCCGCACUCAGCUCGGCAUAGAGUGGCCCGCAGCACCCUGAAUGAGCCCCUGCACCAAGGUGGAGCUGAAAAUCGCUUGCUUUAUUUCAACGUCACUGUCUUUGGAAAGGAACUGCAUCUCCGUGUGAAGCCCAACCAUCGGCUGGUACCACCUGGGGCCUCAGCCGAAUGGCAAGAGGAUUUCCAAGUGCUGUUCCAAGAGCCCCUGCAACAGGAGUGUGUCUUUACAGGGGAUAUCUCAGCCAUGCCUGGUGGCUUGGUGGCCAUCAGCAACUGCGAUGGACUGGCUGGUCUGAUUCGAACGGACAGCAAUGAGUUUUUCAUUGAGCCCCUGGAGAAGGGGCAGCAAGAGAAGGAAGAGAAUGGGCGAGCACAUGUGAUCUACCGCAGAUCUGCUAUCAGACAGGACAGAGCAGACUCACACAAGGACCUUCAUACUGAAGUUCCACACUUCAGUGUGGGUGAGCUCCCAAACUCACUGGACCUAAUUGAAGACCGGUUGGGUGAAGUGGAGCGGAAGAGACGCCAUGCCAAAAAAGAUGACUACAACAUUGAGGUCUUGCUGGCAGUGGAUGACUCAGUCGUGCGUUUUCAUGGGAAAGAACAUGUCCAGAAUUACGUCUUAACGCUUAUGAACAUAGUGGAUGAAAUAUACCAUGAUGAGUCCCUGGGAGUUCACAUUAACAUUGUUCUGGUCAGAAUGAUUAUGGUGGGAUACCGACAGUCUGUCAGCCUGAUUGAGCGAGGGAACCCUUCUCGGAGCCUGGAGCAGGUCUGCCGCUGGGCUCAUUCCCAGCAGCGCUCGGAUCCAGAGCAUGCUGAAUACCAUGACCAUGCAGUAUUCCUCACCAGGCAAGAUUUUGGUCCCGCAGGUUAUGCUCCUGUUACAGGUAUGUGCCACCCUCUACGCAGCUGCACUCUCAACCAUGAGGAUGGAUUCUCCUCAGCAUUCGUGGUUGCCCAUGAGACUGGCCAUGUGUUAGGUAUGGAACAUGAUGGCCAGGGGAACCGAUGCGCAGAUGAGACCAGCAUGGGGAGCAUUAUGGCACCAUUAGUGCAGGCUGCAUUCCACCGCUACCACUGGUCCCGAUGUAGCAAGCAGGAAUUGAACCGAUACAUACAUUCCUACGACUGCCUCCUAGAUGAUCCCUUUGAGCACCAGUGGCCCAAGCUACCAGAGCUCCCAGGAAUCAAUUACUCCAUGGAUGAACAAUGCCGCUUUGACUUCGGUGUGGGUUACAAAACAUGCACAGCUUUCAGAACCUUUGACCCUUGCAAGCAGCUGUGGUGCAGCCAUCCAGACAACCCUUACUUCUGCAAAACCAAGAAAGGGCCCCCCCUGGAUGGGACCGAAUGUUCCUCAGGCAAGUGGUGUUUCAAGGGUCACUGCAUCUGGAAGACUUCAGAACAGCCUUACAGCCAGGAUGGCAGCUGGAGUUCCUGGUCCAAGUUUGGUUCCUGCUCUAGGACGUGUGGGGGUGGGGUCCGCUCCCGCAGCAGGAGCUGCAACAACCCACCACCAGCUUAUGGUGGGCGAAAUUGCCCCGGAUCCACUUAUGAGUACCAGAUCUGCAAUACUGAAGAGUGCCGUGGACCAUAUGAGGAUUUCCGUGCCCAACAGUGCUCCAAGCGCAACUCUUACUAUACCCAUCAGAACUCCAAGCACACCUGGCUUCCCUACGAGCAUCAUGAUGAUGCUCAGAAGUGUGAGCUGAUUUGUCAGUCUGAGGGAACAGGAGAUGUGGUAUUCAUGAACCAAGUUGUUCACGAUGGUACCAGAUGCAGCUACAGAGACCCCUACAGUGUGUGUGUCCGGGGGGAGUGUGUGCACGUUGGGUGUGACAAAGAAAUUGGCUCUCUGAAGCAGGAUGACAAGUGUGGUGUUUGUGGGGGUGACAAUUCCCACUGUCGGACAGUGAAAGGGACUUUGGUUAAAACCCCCAAGGAGCCAGUGGGUGUUUUGAAAAUGUUUGAGAUUCCAGCUGGGGCCAGGCACGUUCAGAUAGAAGAGAUGGAGCCAGCAUCCCAUAACAUUGCUGUUAAGAACCAAGGCACUGGUAACUUCAUCCUAAAUGCCAAGGGAAAAGAAGCCAAAAGCAAAACCUUCCUUGAGAUGGGCUUGGAAUGGGAAUACACCAUAGAGAAUGGCAAAGAGACCUUGAAAACUAGUGGGCCCCUACAUGAAGCCAUCAGUGUUCUGGUUAUCCCACAGGAAGAUGAAUUUAUGAGCAGCUUGAUGUAUAAAUACAUCAUCCAUGAGGACUUGCUGCCUAUGAUUGGAAACAAUAAUGUCCUUCUUGAAGAGAUGGACACCUAUGAGUGGGCUCUCAAGAGCUGGUCGCAGUGCUCCAAGGCUUGUGGAGGAGGUAUCCAGUACACCAAGUAUGGCUGUCGGAGGAAAAGUGAUAAUCGGAUGGUGCAUCGGAACUUUUGUGAUAAUGGCAAGAAGCCCAAGCCAAUCCGGAGGCGAUGUAACCUGCAGGAGUGCUCCCAGCCCAUCUGGUUGGCAGAAGAGUGGGGAGCCUGCAGCAAAUCCUGUGGCAAGCUGGGCAUUCAGAUGAGGGUUGUGCAGUGUGUCCAACACCUCCAGAAUGGCACGAACCGGACGGUGCACACCAAGUAUUGCACAGGAGAGCGCCCUGACACACGCAGGCCUUGCAACCGCUUACCCUGUCCAGCCCAAUGGAGGACUGGGGCCUGGUCCCAGUGCUCAGUAAGUUGUGGAGAAGGUAUCCAGCAGCGCCAGGUGGUAUGCAAAGCCAGUGACAACAGCAUUGGUCAGUGUGAGGGUGAGAAACCAGCAACCAUCCAAGUCUGCAAAAUGCCGGUAUGCCCAGGAAAGCAACUAAGUAUUACAGAGAAUGCUGACAACAGUGAUCAUGUGACUCCUAAAGUACAGUGGGUGCCACAGGAUGGGCCCAAAAAUCCCGUUAACAAGGUAUCUUCAAAGGAGCCUUGCCUUGGAGACAAGUCCAUAUUCUGCCAGAUGGAAGUUCUGGCUCGCUACUGCUCCAUCCCUGGCUACAACAAACUCUGCUGUGAGUCUUGUGGUAAGAAGGUUUCUGCCACCAGCUUGCCGCCCAGCACAGGCCAAGGUGCUUUAGAGACUGGAUUGCAGGACGACACCAUCCUUCCCAGCCCCAUUCCAGCGUUGCCUGUUCAUCCUACUGUCCAGAACCACCCACAGAGGAUAGAAGGCAGGGCUGCCAAAGAGACAGAUAAAUCCCAGGCUGCUUAUGCUUUGCCUCCCAGUAUGGAAGGUUCAGCUGCACAUGGAGCCGCUUGGGCUAAUAUUGCCACCCAUUCUCGGGGCACUGCAGUCAGUGGUACUUCAUACGUGGACACCUCAAGAUUACUACCUCCUAGCCGGCAGGCUGCAGCAGGGCAGAGUUCUGGGGAGCUCUCAGGCAGCCUUGCUUUUCAUUGGUUCCCUACUGCCUUGAGCAAAACUUCUGCUGUUGUGCAGAGUGAAAGUGAGUCCUCUUUUCCUUCCCAGGGUGCAGUGCAGCAGCGAAGGGACACUACAGGGUCCAAGCAGCCAAGUGGCACUCUCAGGACCUCUUCCCCUGUUGUGACAUGAAAUGGUUUUCCCAGUGUCUCUCUCUCCGACAGUUUACAGGGGCAGAGCUGCCAUGGUUCUGAGCUGCUUUCGGGAAUCAGUGAGAUACACAUUUGAAAAACAAACAGGCAAGCAAAAAAAAACUACAGGAAAAAUGGCUUCAUUUUAUAAUUUUUUUGGCUGUGGCACUUUUUAAUUCUUUAUCGACAAAAAAAAAAAAAAAAAAAAGAAGAUCAGAGGAAGAAAUGGCACCGGUUACUGUGUCAACCACAAACAAUGGCUGAGCUCACACAGCUAAAGUAACCUGGGGUUGGUUACUUCCAAGUGCAGCUUGAGGUAAAGGGGGCCAUUUCCUUCCAAGGUGCUACCAAGAGGCUUUUUCAAGCAAUAAAAGAAAACACGCCAGAUAAGGAUCUUUACUCCUCAACUCAGUUCUCACUCAUCGGCUGCUAUUCUCCAGGCAUCAAGGGCCACAGUGGACCCCAAAAUCCUUUGGGAAAUGGUGCUGCAAAUAUAUUUUUCUAUUCUUA